CGUUUACUUUUCGUAUGGUUGUCGUCUGCUUGAAACAUUCAGUAUUUGAAAAAAAGGUUAAUUGUUAUUGUUUAUUUGUUUCAUCGUGGAAGUUCUUCAAACAUUUUGAUAAUAUCCAGAAAUGGAAGAAAACAAUGGUGUUGAAUGUGAAUGUGGUGGGUCCAUGUUCCCGAAUCGUAUGACAAGUGAUGAGGUAUUUCUUCAGUGCCAAGAAUGUGGGACUACACAGCAAAUGUACGACGCUGAGGAUGAUGGUUUUGACUUCACAGGAACAUACGAUGGAGGUACAACAUAUGUCCAUGAAGAUGGAGAAGGAGCCAAAACAUCAGGCGUGAAAUACAAUAGAGCAAGUAUCUCUGAGGGAAGGAAAGCUGGGAAAGGUGUAAUCGAAACACUAUGCAUGAAAUUUAAUGCUGGUCGUUUAGAAAAGGAAAUGCUGGACAUUUUUAAACAUCUGAAAGCAUGGCGCAAUCUUACUUCAGUGGCAGCUGCUGUCUUCAUUUCUGUCUACCGAAGGGAGCAGCCAAUCUCCAUUAAACAAAUUUUGCCUGUCCUGAACGUAACCCCUCCAGUCACCAUGUCUUUACUUGGCGUAGCUGUGAAAAGAGUAGACAAAUACCGCAGAGAGAAGUUGCCCGCACCGCCUCAACCCUCAGACGAAUCAACAACAUUGGAAUCUGGAAGUAGUACAUGCACAAUCCCAGAGAUUAACAAGCAUGCCCGUUCAGUUCUACCCAACUUAAAAGUCCAGGAUCCUUUCAUGACGUCCGUGGAUGUAACUGAACGGGUCUACAAUAUCACGAAUAAGAUCGUCACAAUUUUCGAGCGGCGGACCAAGCAAAGUUUCGACCGUCGGAUCCUCACAAUCGCUGCAGGUUUCCUGGCUUGGCAAUCGUGUCAUUAUUAUGACAAGCGUUAUAACAGUCAAGUGCCUUUCACGGAGCUCAGGGAACCUAAAGAGAAAAGUGAUUUCCAAAAAUAUUUAACUCUUACCAACCUUGGGAUAGACGACCAAACUGCCCGCCACAUAACGAGGAGUGUGACUUUAAUCUCAAAGGAAUUGCUGCAGCUAUUCAAACACAUGACUUGGGUUGCGAAAACUAGGAAAUGCAAGAAUGAUGUACCCAAGUACCUAGAACAGAUUUUUCUAUUCCAAGGUAUGACUACCGACGCGCUGAACCAGGAAGAAGAGAUGAAGAGGCUUAAUGAACCCAUCAUCGCACCCAUUAUACCAAGAGAACUAACCGCGGAAGAAGAAGCGAUCUUGGAUGCGCCUGAAUUAAGUGAAAAGGAUUUGCCAGAUGCGGAAUUAAGCAAGUAUUUGCGCCCAGAAGUGGAACUGAAUCCCGUAAACGUCCAUCUAUCGUUUGCUGCCAACUUGGAUUCGGACCUCGCCGAGCUGGAGAAAAAACGAACAAUCAAGCAACAACAAAAGAAAAAAUCAAAGUCAAAAUCCAUCAAUUACCUCGAUGAUGACUAAGUUCACUUUCAUCGCACUUUUUCCUUUCUUUUUUCUUUUUUUUUUUUUUUCUUAUAAUUUAUAAAAUUCCACACCUUUGAGAAAGUUCCCGGACACUCUCCCUUUUGUAAUUUUCUUUUGACCGCUCUCUCGGCGCCGUGUUAUCAUUCUUUUAAUGUAUUAAAUGAUUGGUUCUCACAGCCGUAAACUCAGCGGGAGGGUUUUUUCUUAAUGUCGCUGUAGGGCGAUUCUGCUGGGAUGACCGUCGGAACUGUAUGCUUGGUUACUCAACUCGGAGAAUAAAAAUUUUCUAGAGAAAAGAAAAAGGAAGAAAGAAAAAAAAACAGCUGCAAAUGUGUUUGUGAAUGGGAAGCCCAACCAUUUACUUUAACUUUUAAGGAGUCAAGCACCCGCUCUUCUUCCGACUUUUUUUUCCUCCUUUUAUCCGACACGUCGUUUUCUCUUCCUCUUCUUCCUGUGUUUUUUCUUCUUGUGUUGUUUGGUGAGAGCCGUUUCUUUUCACUUUCGCUCGUUUCACCAGCAGGUUAUUCACCACUUUGGUUGUUGUUGUUGUUUUGUUUUUUCCCUUCCGAUUGGCAUUGCCUGCCCGGCUGUCGAGGCGCAUGGGAGAGGAAACCUCAGGUUUGUACAAGAAGCCGGUGUGAUCAUAAGAUCACUCGUUCACCGAUCGAGCUCACGAAGACUCCUCCUUGCAAAGAUUGCCUUUUAAAAGACCGCAUAGCUUGCUUUAGCGUUCAGUUUGUUGUUGGUACUUGAUUCGGGUGAUUGUUGUCCUGGCUUGUAAAAGGACAUUAGUUCAUCAUCAUCAUGGAUCCUACUUUAAUUCCAACAUUAAUUAUUUGUUUGAUGUCGCUUGUUCAGACUAAUCCUGUCGGAUUUAUCGGCGUACCACAUGAUCCUUCGGGUCAGGAAGGGCCCGGAAGUCUCUGGCACGUCUUCCGUCAAGUCCACGCUUCUGAAGUUGCCACCCGCCAGUUGCUGUCGUCGUCGAGAACCCCUUCAUCCAAAGUGGCCGAGACGACGAGAAUCAUCUCUAAAGAAGAGCGUGGCAGAUCUUACGAGCCUUCGUUUACCAUCAUCAGCCGCAUCAGAUCGCCCGUAGAGCAAAUGUUGGCCCUCCUGCCGCCACGACCCAGCUGGACGCCAAACUUCCUGGGCCGUCGAACGGAAGCCAUUCCCAUCCGUAAAGAAGAGUCGCCACCAUCGAGCCGGACGUCUUCUUCAUCUUUUAAUGCCUGGCCUCCGCACAACGCCAGCCAUUUGGUGAUAAUUGGCGAAGCGGAACCGGUCGUCGAGGCUGACCAGCAGCAGCGGCACGUGGAGUCAUCCAGAAAAUACGGCGGCCUCUUCACCGUCGAGAAAGGAAUGGUGCGCUAUCGGAGUUCUCAGCAGUCAGAAGAGGAGAUUAUGGAGGGCAACCUGAGCGGAAACGGGCACUACUCCCAGCCGGAAUCCCCUGUAACGUUUGGUCUGUGGGAAAUGAUGAAAACGCGCCGACCGCAGAAAUGGGAUGCGCUAAACAAGUUAUUACCUUCUCGGUCUACCACUGAGCUAGUAGCAACAACUCAGCCAACUACGACAACAUCUACGGCUCCGCUCAGCUGGAACGUCCAUGAUUCCGGGAAUCAUUCUGAAUCCUUUCAUCGGCUGGAGAACGACGACUCGGUUCUGGUAACGGACAUUAGCAGCAGCCGGACGGAAGAAGCAGAAGAAAAAGGUUCUUCGACCAUCUUACCUACCAGCAGCAGCCAGCAGUCUCAGUUACCGGAUGCAACUGAAGCCGCAAACCGUGACGGGUUUGUCCAAUCUGAAGACGACUCGAUCCGCACCACCCCACAGCCGACCGCGCUGCCUCAUCGAUUCAACAACAGCUGGUCGCUGGUGGUCCGGGUCGACGAUUCGACGUGUUACGCCGCGACGGACUCAUUUGCCAAUAACGGGACCAUCGUUUUCAAGCGGUUCCAGUCGGCCGGUCUCAAUCAAUCUGGUUGGACUGAUUUAUCAGGCAUUGAAAAUUAUUUUCCCGGCUUUGGCCGGAUCGCCGGAACGAAGCCGGAUCGUCUCAUUGUCCGCACCACCAUCGUAAUAGCCGAUGAAGAUGAGCAACCAUUAUCGGAACAACAAUAUUCAACAACCCCUCAAUCGAUAAACACGGACACGACGAUUGAAUUUCAAACGGUAUCUUUUGUUCCCUCGAAUUCCUCGCUAUUGACGGAGGAAAUCAUUACCAUCCACAAUGACAGCACAGACGCUGUUCCGCAUCAUUUGGAAUCGUUGAAUUUUGUAUUCAGGAAAGUGGAGGAUGACAAACCAGCCGUAAAUAGCGUUGAACCCAUCGACGACGCUGCAGACUUGACGGGUUCGGCUGUUGCAGUUGACGUGAGUAACGUGACGGCCAUGCCUACCAGUUCCACAGAGGAGCAAAUGACGCCACCGCUCCUCAAAACCUUGGAGAACCUGUUGCUAACCCAUUUAUUGCCUCCUAUUACCUCUUCUUCGUCUGCGACAUCUUCUUCUUCAUUACCAUCUAAUUCGACUUUUACGUCUCCUUCUCCAACUUCGAGUUCGACAACCAGCUCCUACCAUUUCACUUCUGCCGCCCCUUUGACGUCUACGAGCACCACCUCUUCUACUACUACAACCACGUCCACCGAAUCCUAUUUUCCGUGGGUGUUGCAUCAUUCGGAGCCGGUUCAGUCCAUCAACGAUUGGUCGAUCGUUUCCUCCCAGCUAAUCGAACCUGCUCCAAUGUCGUCGACCUACUCAGCUCCUUCGCCUUCCACUACAGUUUUACCAGAGAAAGUUAUACAAUCCCCUGCGCACUACGACCCGGCCAUCAACAAGGCAACAUUGUCGUCGCACACACUCAUCAUCCCGUCCAGGAAUCCGUCCUUGGUCCAGCAGCAACUCACUCCUUCCUAUCCGCCACGUAAAUCGUCCCCGGAUUCGUCUACCGACAAAUUUCCUUCGGCUUCUUCCAUUCAAAUGUUCACUUUGAAACCGGAAGUUGAGGCUCCUAAAAUCGUCACCAGCAAACCGGCUCCUAAAAAGAAUACGGGCCUAGCGUCGUUGAUUCUCGCCCACACUUCCGCUUUAAUGUCCGGAAACAAUUCGCCAUUUUUCAACGACGCCCGACGCUCAUCCACCAGCAAUAACUCUUCGUCACAGUCGGACGUCCGGCAGACCAAAAAGAAUAUUUUGCCGGAACCCCUUCCCGUCACGGCGACUGUUCACGUCAUCAUGGCCAGUCCGUAUCCCGAUUCCCUGGAACACGAGGAAGAACUCAAUCGCCGACGAUCUUUAGAUUCUUCCGUCAGGACUAACAAUCAAAACGCAAUUAGAACGGGGAAUUCUUCGUGGGCUUUUCCUUCCUUCAGUCAGCUGAUUCAAUCUCCCGGUCUAUUACUGACCAGCAGGAACUCGUCCUCUUUUAUUCGUGCGGUUAAUGCCUCGCCUAUUUCCUCGUUUAAUGGAAAUACCAACGACGAUCUGCCUCCUUCACUCCCGCGAUUUUCUUGUGGAAAUCAGUCUUCUUCCGACGAACUGGUUAUCACCAAUCCCAACUAUCCGAAUGCGGAUGAUGAAUCCGGCAACUGUGACUUUCGUCUUCUAGUGAAUUCGCAUCACGUCUGUCAGAUAAGAGUGGAAUUUCGCGAAAGUAGAAUGUUGCUUCCUAGAAAAGGAAAUUGUUUACAUCAAUAUUUGACCGUCUCCGAGUCGACUACGGGACGACUUAAAUCACCUGCCGUAGAAAACAAAUUGUGUGGUUAUAACUCAGACCAGCAUUUUUACGUGGAACUGGCUCAAUCGGAAAACACCGAUAAUCUUCGCCAUGUAGAUUUUAAAAUCAAUACCAAAGCGGCUGGAUUUCCUUAUCGCUACUCGAUGAUAGUCAAUCAGAUCAAUUGUGAUUUGCCCAGCCCAAACAAAGCUCCCACCGGAUGUUUCCAGUAUUUCAACAGCCGUACAGGUGUUAUUAAGAGCUUCAACUUUGACGGUGGUCAGUAUUGGAACAAUCAAAACUACAGGAUCUGUGUCAAAUCCAUCGACAAUUCUUGCACGCUGGCUCUAUCUAGUACCGAAGGAGAUUUCGGCAUCUAUAAAGCCAAAUCUCGUAGCGUUCCUGCCAAUCGAGCUGGCGUCGGAAAGAAAGCUUGUCCUCGUGACUACUUGUGGAUUCCGGGCACCACCCAGUCGGAAGAAAGAAGUUUAUCCAGUGAUACCCACGAUCGAUAUUGCGGAUCUAAAUUUAGCGAAAGACGCGGUGAUUUCCGUCACAGAAUAGUCAUGGCUCGCAUGUCCAAGAGUGUGCACAUGAUGAUCUUCCAUACCGGAGCGCCAAGGCACUUUAACGCCAGCGAUCACGGCCCAGGCUUCCGCAUCGACUUUGAGCAAACGAGCGAAUGUCCGAGUCAAUCCGCCAUUAAUAAUUACAACUACGCCUCAAAUGCGAACAUCAAUGGAACUGAUUUGCUAUUGGUCGACGCUGAUUAUUACGACGAAUCGGAUGAUGACAAGGAUCUUGUGAGCAUCAAUAAGAAAUCUUUUGAAUAGUGAUGAUUAUCGAUUUGAUUUUCAUUAUCGUUCCUACUAACUGUUACAUCUAAUCGCACAAAUAUUUGGAUUGCGUGUCUGCAUUUGAAUCUCAGUCUUAUAUAAUCUUGACGUGUGUAAAUAUCGUUAUAAUUGAGGUGUCUCUUUACCUGGCGAAUAAUGUUACAAUUGAAUGAAUUUGUUUUAAAAAAUGUAAUUUGAGAAAAACUGGAUAAUCAUUUUUAAAAAUGUCAAAUACACAAUGAUACAAAACAUAA
Molecule: messenger RNA, 6291 nt
Organism: Daphnia pulex (common water flea)
Lineage: Eukaryota; Metazoa; Arthropoda; Branchiopoda; Diplostraca; Daphniidae
Exons: 11
Coding region: 2288-6034 (1248 amino acids)
Source: RefSeq, a predicted model, not a curated record